Messenger RNA from Fukomys damarensis (Damara mole-rat), 2399 nucleotides. RefSeq names its product MAX interactor 1, dimerization protein (gene Mxi1). Gene Ontology annotation, molecular function: protein dimerization activity; RNA polymerase II cis-regulatory region sequence-specific DNA binding; DNA-binding transcription factor activity, RNA polymerase II-specific. Gene Ontology annotation, biological process: regulation of transcription by RNA polymerase II. Lineage: Eukaryota; Metazoa; Chordata; Mammalia; Rodentia; Bathyergidae. The record is from RefSeq and is a predicted model, not a curated record. The transcript is spliced from 5 exons. Bases 63 to 737 code for a protein of 224 amino acids.
AGCCCGCUGGGGCCAAGCCCAGGUGCCCCUUCUCGGACAUUUUCAACACCAGCGAGAACUCGAUGGAGAAGCACAUCAACACUUUUCUGCAGAACGUGCAGAUUCUGCUCGAGGCCGCCAGCUACCUGGAGCAAAUCGAGAAAGAAAACAAAAAGUGUGAACAUGGCUAUGCCUCAUCGUUCCCGUCCACGCCUGGCCCCCGGCUACAACAUUCGAAGCCCCCACGGAGGUUGAGCCGGGCCCAGAAACACAGCAGUGGGAGCAGCAAUACCAGCACUGCCAACAGGCGAGCUCAUCUGCGCCUAUGUUUAGAACGCUUAAAAGUUUUGAUUCCACUAGGACCAGACUGCACCAGGCACACAACGCUUGGUUUGCUCAACAAAGCCAAAGCACAUAUCAAGAAACUUGAAGAAGCUGAAAGAAAGAGCCAGCACCAGCUUGAGAACUUGGAACGAGAACAGAGAUUUUUAAAGCGACGACUAGAACAGCUGCAGGGUCCUCAAGAAAUGGAGCGAAUACGAAUGGACAGCAUUGGAUCGACUAUUUCUUCAGAUCGUUCUGAUUCAGAGCGAGAGGAGAUUGAAGUGGAUGUUGAAAGCACAGAGUUCUCCCAUGGAGAAGUGGACAAUAUAAGCACCACCAGCAUCAGUGAUAUUGAUGACCACAGCAGCCUGCAGAGUAUUGGGAGUGAUGAGGGUUACUCCAGUGCCAGUGUCAAACUUUCAUUCACUUCCUAGAACCCAGCAUGACAACAGUGCAGGGCAAAAUAUUCACUGGGCCAAUAUAAUACAGUCUCUUAAAUUGGGCUCAUGUUGCAGUCUCCUCUUUAAAGCUAAACAAAACUAUACUUGAACAAAAAGGUCAGAAGACCUGUAUUUACGCAAAUACUUAGCAAAAAGUGGGGUAGAGCCUCCCCAGCUGGAAAAUGUUCAUAUUGGAAAAAAAUUUAAUUCCUAAUGGCAUAAGCAAACAUGUGAAAUUACCUUGAUCUGAUUUAGUUGGUUUAAAAGAGGACAUUGGAGAGUCCAUCCUUUUUCUAGUUUGCUCAUACUAUAUUGAGUAGACACGUUAAAAGAUGGGGCUGUGAACCCUUCCUGAGCUUUAUGGCCCUAGAAACAAAAUCAAAACUACAGUGAGGAAGACAAGAUAAUCAGGCAGUAAAUUUGGGUAGCUAAAGACCUAUUAAAACUCAGCCUGGGACAACUCAUCACGAAGCCUGUGGAUGGAUGAUCGAUCCUCUUUUAAAAAACUCAUUUCAUGCUCUACAAAAGGAGAGACUGUGAAGCCUUUUGAGAGGGAUCAUCGUGCAGCUCAGCUUUCCGUUGGAUUCCAUGCUAAGCCAGCUGACCUUACCCCGCAUCGUUAGCACUAGGGCACCCGACCACCAGCUCACCAGCCCACUGCCCCUAGGCCACGAGGGCACUGCUGCAUGACGGCCUCUGCCACACAGGCCUUUGAGUACGGAUUGGGGGGCCAGAAGGAAAAAGCUCUACGUGCCCCUGUGUCUGCGUGAGUCAGAAGCACCAUGCACACAGAUUAGCAGGCCAAAGUCUGAGCCGUGGCAGCAUUUUUAUUUGAGAUUUUGAUAACUUUAUAUGUGUUGAAAACCAAAAUGACAUCUUUUUAAAGCUUGUCCAUAAGUAAACAUAGAUGUCUUUUAUAGUGGAAAAACAUUGGGAAAAAUCUAUUUUGAUGCAGCAUUUGAUAACACCUCUUUAUAGUGCACACAAGGAAUGAGGUCUGGGCUAGGUAGAGAAAGGUCAAUGCUGUUUUUGUUUUUAGAAUCAUUACCCUUGCCAGUUUUUAACCAUCUGAUAUCCAUAGUAGACACUAUUGUAAUUAACAUAGUUAAGUUCAGCACUUAUUUCAUUUUACUGUAAAGAUUUGCCUCAUUUUCUACAGUCUCGUCUCAGUCCCACUGUGCAGGUGCUAUUGUUGCUCUUCUAUUUUCAGAAAUAUUAUUUUCUCCUAAGUGAAAUUCCCAGCCUGCACUUUGAUGUCACAUGUUCCCACUGUCUUUCCAACGCCCAGGUUUCCCUCUGGUCCUCAAGCUUAUUAGCCCAGGAAGACUCCUGGAGACCUCCCCCUUUGGACUCUGUAUACUUUAAAUAAUUUAACUACCCUUAAUUACUUUUUAAAAAAAGCUUUAUGAUUUUCAUAACUUAUUGCUGAUUUUAAUGGGUUGUUAAUUUUGGUCCUGUAGUUUUAUGUUUAGAUAGGGCUGGGCAAGGAAAAAAAAAGAAAAUAAAGACAACCAUAUUUAGCAGUGCAGCCGAGUUGUGUGUUAAUGUUAGACACUCCUUUGUGAGCAGCAUUGUAACAGCAUUCAGUGCUUCUCUAUGUGAAGUGUACCACAUCAUACAUAAGGCCUGAGCACAUACAUACAUGUGUGUGUGUGU